UUUCCGUCUCGUCCAUUUCGACGUUUGCACGUGUUCGCGUUGUGCUGUUGUUUGAAGAAAAUACUUCACGAUGGCACCAAAAGGUAAUAAUAUGAUCCCGAAUGGGCAUUUCCACAAGGAUUGGCAACGCUUUGUGAAGACAUGGUUCAACCAGCCGGCCCGUAAAUACAGAAGGCACCAAAAUCGUGUCAAGAAAGCCAGAGCUGUUGCACCACGUCCAGCCGCUGGUGCUCUCAGGCCCAUCGUGAGGUGCCCGACCGUCAGAUACCACACCAAGGUACGUGCCGGACGCGGUUUCACCCUUCAGGAAUUGAAAGCUGCGGGACUUAACCCCAGAUUCGCCCGCUCCGUUGGAAUCGCCGUUGACCCACGCAGGAGGAACAAGUCCGUUGAAUCGGUUCAAUUGAACGCUCAACGUUUGAAGGAGUACAAAUCCAAAUUGAUCGUGUUCCCCAUCCACAAGAACAGGAAGCCGCGUGCUGGUGACUCCACCGAAGAGGAGCUCAAAUUGGCCACACAAUUGAAGGGUGAGGUGCUGCCAAUCCGUCAACCUGCCAUCAGGACCAAGGCUAGGGUACCUACGGAGGAAGAGAAGAAAUUCAACGCCUACAUUACCCUCAGACAAGCCCGUGCUGACAAGAUGUUGCAUGGCAUCCGUGCCAAGAGACAGAAGGACGCUGCUGAAAACCCUGAUGACAUUUCCAAAGCCGGCAAAGAAAAGAAGGCUAAGAAAUAGAAAGAUAUAAUUUGUUUUUAUAAGAUAACAUAAACAUAAAAUAAAGGGUAUUCCUUCAAGA
Messenger RNA from Aethina tumida (small hive beetle), 797 nucleotides. RefSeq names its product 60S ribosomal protein L13 (gene RpL13). Gene Ontology annotation, cellular component: cytosolic large ribosomal subunit; ribosome. The transcript has a single exon. Gene Ontology annotation, biological process: translation. NCBI's taxonomy places the organism in Eukaryota, Metazoa, Arthropoda, Insecta, Coleoptera, Nitidulidae. Gene Ontology annotation, molecular function: structural constituent of ribosome; RNA binding. The record is from RefSeq and is a predicted model, not a curated record. Bases 71 to 736 code for a protein of 221 amino acids.